Messenger RNA from Mytilinidion resinicola, 3051 nucleotides. Its product is annotated as FabD/lysophospholipase-like protein. Lineage: Eukaryota; Fungi; Ascomycota; Dothideomycetes; Mytilinidiales; Mytilinidiaceae. Gene Ontology annotation, biological process: arachidonate metabolic process. The transcript is spliced from 5 exons. Gene Ontology annotation, cellular component: membrane. The record is from RefSeq and is a predicted model, not a curated record. The annotation marks the transcript as partial.
GCCGCUUGGGUUCGUGGUAGGCGCCUCAGCCUUCAAUGCCAGUUGGCUGUGCUGGUCACGGCAGGCAAGGCGUUCUUCAGCUGGAAACCUGCUCUUUCAGACCCAUCCUCAACCUCCCCGCGUGCCGCUUCGCUGUUCUUCACUUCAUACAACUCUUCCAACUCCACAGUCUUUGGCUACACCAUCCUUCUCCCCUCGCUCAGGCUAAGAGCGACCGCCUAGACCUUAUUUGCACUCCCCAUUCCUCAAACUCUGCUUUACAACCAACCCGCCCGAAUCCAAGUGGGCCAUAAGCGCUUGUGCAGCUAGCUGAGCUCUACCUCUCGAUGGCGUCUGACCAGCGGCCCCUUCGCCUUCUCUCGUUUGAUGGUGGAGGCGUUCGCGGUCUCUCCAGCCUGCUUAUUCUGCAGCGUAUCAUGCACGUACUGGAAAAAAAGGCUGGAUUGGAAGGGGAACAGCCGCCUCGGCCAUGCGAAUACUUCGACAUUAUUGCUGGAACAUCCACCGGCGGGCUGAUCGCUAUUAUGCUUGGUACUCUUCGCAUGAGCAUUGAUGAUGCCAUAAAGUCCUAUAUGGACUUUGCGCCAAAAAUAUUUCCUAAAGAAGGCUUUGCCUCAGGGAAUUUCGCGAGCAAAUUUAUCAAAGCAGUGAGUGGAAAGGCACGAUUUGAUGCGACUGCCUUGGAAGUGGAGGUCAAGAAAUUGGUCCGAAGUCACUUGGCGCCUUUGGGGCUAGACGAGAAUGCAGUGUUCGAUAAGAUUAGCUGGUCUGAAGAAAGCUCUUGCAAUGUUAUUGUUUGCGCCGGCGUUCCCGACGCUGGUAGGGCAGUUCGGCUCCGAAGCUAUUCCAGUCGAUUGGAGUCAAGUAAAGGGUGUACAGUGUGGGAGGCGGCUCGAGCCACAUCAGCUGCACCCUUAUACUUUGAUCCUAUCUCGUUCGGUGUUCCUCCGAUGAAGUAUAUCGACGGUGCCCUACGCUACAAUAAUCCGGUCCGAGUCCUCUACGAUGAGGCAAAGAGUGAAUGGCCUGACCGGCCUAUCGCCUGUAUCAUCAGUAUAGGUACUGGGAAAUCCCCUCCAUCUUCUGGAGGACCACGAUUAGACCAACUCCUGAAAAGUAUGAAGGACAUUGUCACGGAUACGGAGCAAACUGCCGUAGAUUUCAGCAAUGACAUUCAUCAUGAACCUGUCGAAACCAGGCCACACUACUUCAGAUUUAAUGUGGAACAAGGUCUGGAAGCUGUUGGACUGGAGGAAUGGAAACAUUUUGACAAGCUAACGGCGUUGACGACUGUGUAUCUUGAUGGGAAAAGACAAGAAAUAGAUAAAUGCGCUCAGGAACUGCUCUUUGUGGUUGGUAACCUGAGUAGGUUAAAGAAACCGAAAGAACUAGAAUGGACUCCAGAGCAAUCUGAUUGUGUGCAACUGCUCCGCACCUCGGAUUACGAACGCCACAAAGACAGGAACCCUGAUCGAGUUAAAGGGACUUGUCAGUGGUUCCUAGAGCACUCCCACUUCCAAAAUUGGUAUCAGAAUAAUACAUCAAGCCUACUUUGGGUAUCGGCGGAUCCCGGUUGCGGCAAAUCAGUUCUAUCGAAAUCUCUCGUGGAAAAUGAGCUGAAAAGUACCGACUCACGUACUAUUUGCUACUUCUUCUUCAAAGAUGACGACGACAAACAAAAAAGCGUAACCCACGCACUUUGCGCUCUACUACAUCAGUUAUUCUCGCAGAGAAAGCCUCUCAUCAAGUACGCCAUCCCGAAUUACCAAAGUGAAGGAAAACGACUGCCUCAAUCAUUUCAAAACUUAUGGACGAUUCUUAUAAAGGCCGCGACCGAUCCUCAAACCGGCGAAGUUGUUUGCAUUUUGGAUGCUCUUGAUGAAUGCGAGGAAUCUGGUCGAAACGAACUGAUCAAAGUUUUGAAUCGUUUCGAGGAUGAUAUCUCUUAUUCCCGGGGAAAACAAUCCAAAUUGAGAUUCUUGGUCACCAGCCGUCCUUACCACGAUAUCGAACGGAAGUUUGCGCUCUUAACGAAUAAUAUACCUACCAUCCGAUUGCGUGGUGAAAUGGAAUCGAAGACGAUUAGCCGUGAGAUUGACCUUGUUAUCCAAUGGAAAGUUCCGAUACUCGGAGUCGAAUUAGAGCUCAACGACUCCGAACAGUCAACUCUCGAAAGCGAGCUCUUAAGCAUGACUCACCGGACUUACCUCUGGUUAAAGCUUAUUCUCGAUGUAAUCUACAACGAAAUAGGCCUUACCAAGAAGAAGCUGAAGCAGAUUACUGGCAGCCUUCCUGACACAGUAGAUAAGGCUUACGAGGCGAUUCUAUCGAAAGUUCGGGAGAAGAAGCGCGCACGGAAACUUCUUAGUAUUGUUGUCGCAGCCGCCAGACCACUCACGUUGAAGGAGAUGAACAUUGCUCUUGCUAUCGAAGAUGACCAUACGUCCUACAAAGACCUCGAGCUGGACCUCGACGACGAGACACGAUUCAAAGACACCGUUCGACACCUCUGUGGACUUUUUGUUAGCGUUAUAGAUCAAAAGGUCUAUUUAAUUCACCAGACAGCAAAAGAGUUUCUCCUUGCGCAAAGCGAAAUAUGUAGCGGAGUAUGGAAACACUCUAUCAAGCCGGCCGAGUCAGAGCUUAUCGUCGCACGAACGUGUAUUACCUAUCUCCUUUUUACUGAAUUCGGCAGUAAUUUCGAUACAAGAGGAAAAUCACAGACUGAAAAAGAUCUCAAAGUCAAAGCAAUUAUAGAAAAUCAUCAUUUUCUGAGCUAUGCCGCGAGUCAAUGGGCUACCCACUUCCGAAAGGCGCAAGUAAGAGUAGAGGACGGAAUACUUCAAUCAUGUCUUGAUAUCUGCGAUACUCAAAGCCAGCGAUACCAAAUUUGGUUCUUUAUAUACUGGACUUUGGUCCAUAGCUACGAGCUAACUCCUGAAUUCACAAGUAGUAUAAUGGUAGGGUCAUAUUUCGGGCACGAGGCUGUGGUGAAGCUGCUGCUGGCAACGGGCAAGGUCGAGGUCGACUCCAAGGACUCUGAAUACGGUC